Messenger RNA from Epithele typhae, 864 nucleotides. RefSeq names its product Bin3-domain-containing protein. The record is from RefSeq and is a predicted model, not a curated record. Gene Ontology annotation, molecular function: RNA methyltransferase activity; snRNA binding; O-methyltransferase activity. The transcript is spliced from 6 exons. Lineage: Eukaryota; Fungi; Basidiomycota; Agaricomycetes; Polyporales; Epitheliaceae. Bases 1 to 864 code for a protein of 287 amino acids. Gene Ontology annotation, biological process: snRNA modification.
AUGCAUCCCACAGAGAUACCUAUCUACGGAAACUACCAUGGAUACUACCACAAACGCCCAUCCGCCAGCGACUCCCGACUCGCCUGUCUACCUCCAAAUUUGUUCCAUGAUGCCCGCGUCCUAGACGUAGGGUGCAACGAAGGCUUCGUGACCUGCGAGAUAGCGCAGACCCUCGGCGCGACGCGCGUCGUCGGCGUCGACAUUGACGACACGCUCGUCCGCGCCGCUUGGAAGCACCGCAGGACCGUUUGGAGUCAGCAGGGACCUCCAGCACAACCGCCGCAUCGUGACGCCUGCGACGAAGGUCGCGAUCCAGCGUCUGGCCCGAGGAAACGGAGGCGGACGUCUGACUCGGGAUGCAUGCCAGCGUACUUCCCCGAAGCGUUCGAGCACAUGUUCGGGCCCUUGCCUGUGCCGGACGCCGUGCAGAGACGGACGGAUGAUGAUACAGAAGGGUCUGCAAACGCGAGGUUCCCGCAUAACGUCUCGUUCCGCGCAGCGGACUGGGUCGCGGGGCCCAUCCCGGAGGACGAAGCGGAGUACGACGUGGUCGUCGCAUUCUCGGUCUCGAAGUGGAUCCAUCUCAACGGCGGAGAUGACGGCCUGCUUGCGUUCUUCCGGCGCGUGCACAGCGUUUUGCGCGUCGGUGGCACGUUCGUCUUCGAGCCGCAGGAGUGGGACACGUAUGCGAAAGCCAAACGGAUGGACGUGAGGCUCAAAGAGAACGCGGCUGCUCUCAAGCUGCGCCCCGGCGACUUCGAGCGGGAAUUGCAAGAUCUUGGCUUUGGGCCGGCGGAACACAUGGGCACCGUGGGAGAUGGAGGAUUCCGGCGCCCUAUAGACCUCUACGUGAAGGUACGCUAA